CGUUGCAGGUCUCAACACCCUCACUCGGGGGACAACCGUGGCCCCUCCUCCUUCCGACGUCCGUACAACAGCCGGCACUUCGUCAACGACAUUUGAAACGGGACUGCAGAGUCUACCGGGAGGUUUAGCUGUGUGUAGCUAAAACGACCAGAGCUUCGGGCGCGAAGGUGUAGAGCCGCAGGUCCCUGAAGCAGCUAUUUUCGGUGUUCGUUUCUUCGGAUCCCCGCCCGCGGCCGCCUACCGUGAAGACCAUCGUUUGAGACCGAAUAGCAAAGACGGUUAUAAAGAGGUGGUAUAACAUGAGAAACAUAAUCAAUAUACCCAAUUCAUUCUCACGUUAGCAUUUCAACAGCUUUAAGUUUCAUACCUUGAAGUCUCCAAUCUCGUUACACACUCAUCUACACCCACCUAAAUACCUACAGACUAUCAAAAUGGUCAUCAACGUGCCCACUGCCUCUCUUGAGGGACAAGUCGCUCUCAUCACUGGUGCCGGUCGCGGUAUUGGAAGGGGCUGCGCCAUCGAGCUCGGCAAGCGCGGUGCUUCCGUCAUCGUCAACUACGUCUCAUCCGAAGGCCCAGCAAACGAGGUCUGCGAAAUCAUCAAGGGCUUCAACAACGGAGCCAAAGCCAUAGCCAUCAAGGCCGAUGUCAGCAAAGUCAGCGAGAUCAACAGAUUAUUUGAGGAGGCGAAGAAGGCGUUCGGCAAGAUCAACAUCGUCAUGAGCAACUCAGGAACUGAGAGUUGGGACGUAACGGAGGAGAUCAGUGAGGAGAAGUACGAUCACGUAUUCAACCUGAACACACGAGCACAGUUCUUCGUCGGCCAAACCGCGUACAAGCACAUUGAGGACAACGGCCGCAUCAUUCUGAUGAGCUCCAUCGCAGCUGGUCUCCUCGGUGUAAAGGACCACGCCCUUUACAAUGCCUCUAAGAUGGCUGUUAUCGGUUUCAUCAAGGCGUUUGCGACCGACUUCGGAAAGCGCGGUAUCACCGUCAACGGUGUCGCACCUGGUGGAAUCAAGUCAGACAUGUUCACACAGAAUGCAUGGCAUUACAUCCCUGGCGGUUCGCCUGACUGGCCAGCGGAGAAGAUCGAGACCCUUAUGGCAAACCACUGCCCACUCGGACGGUGUGCGGUACCUGAGGAUGUUGCCAGGGUCGUUGCGUUCCUCGCUUCAGAGGACGGCGGUUGGGUUAACGGCCAGGUCCUGACCAUCUCUGGUGGCUCGUCGCAGUAAGCUGUUGAAAGCAGUGAUGAUUGGACGA
Alternaria alternata is the source of this 1266-nucleotide messenger RNA. Its product is annotated as NAD(P)-binding protein. Gene Ontology annotation, molecular function: oxidoreductase activity. The record is from RefSeq and is a predicted model, not a curated record. NCBI's taxonomy places the organism in Eukaryota, Fungi, Ascomycota, Dothideomycetes, Pleosporales, Pleosporaceae. The coding region runs from base 432 to 1238 and encodes 268 amino acids. The transcript has a single exon.